Molecule: messenger RNA, 1122 nt
Organism: Penicillium riverlandense
Lineage: Eukaryota; Fungi; Ascomycota; Eurotiomycetes; Eurotiales; Aspergillaceae
Exons: 3
Coding region: 1-1122 (373 amino acids)
Source: RefSeq, a predicted model, not a curated record
AUGAUCUCGGAAGACACGAAAGUCUUCAUCGUAGUUCCGAGCGAAUAUCAUGUCCGCGCAAGUCAGCAAUCUCGGCAGUUGUUCAUAGAUAGCUUUCGCAUGCCUCAUGUAUGGUGGUCCGAUCAUAUCCAUAAUGCGAACGGAUAUUUUGGCUGUGAGACGACUCGUGAUGCGGGCAACAUCACCGGCUUCAACACAUGGGCGUACUUCGAAGUCAAGCAUUUAACUAAGGAUCUGAAGUACCAUUGGUCUACUGUCAGACUUUUCACGCGAUGGCUACCCUCAACCAAUCAGACUGGCAUUCUCCUGUUCGAUUCAACCGAAGAUAUAUGGAACUCGCUGUUGACCCCCGACCUAGAUCGGCUCAAAGACCCAUUCUGGGUGUACUCGUGCGUUUUAGAAGAGGUUUCUCGUCUAGAAGAACGCGCUGUAUGGAAUAUCCGCGAUCAGGUUCGAGAACUCGAGAAAGCGCCCCCGCCAUCAGGUUGGAAGCCACAGCCCAACUAUCGGCAAUUACAUGAUAUUGCUCGGCAUUCAAUACAUGUUACUGAGUCCCUUGAAGUGACAGUGCAGAAUGUUGAGCAUAUUGUUAGACAGCAUGAAAUUUUUGUCAACACAUGGACAGAUUGUCAAGCGGAGACAACUCAUCUGGAAAUGUCAAGGCGAUUAGCAUUUUUUCAGAGCUACAUUGGCAGUAUACGACUCCGCUCAGUAUCAAAUGAGAAGCGCCUGCAGAAUGAAAUCCAGCUAGCAUUCAAUAUCGUCGCUCAGCAUGAUGCAGGCCUUACAGUUGACAUAAGCCGCGCUGCACGUUCAGACAGCGCGACAAUGAAGACUCUUGCGUUUGUUACCCUUACGUUUCUACCUCCAACCUUCAUCUCCGCAAUUUUCAGUAUGUCAUUCUUCAAUUACGACACCGGUUCAGGCUGGAGUGUCUCUAACAAGAUCUGGAUAUACUGGGCGAUCGCCAUUCCAACCACUGUUGCAACAGCUCUUGUGUGGAACUGCUGGCCCAAGUACUUCCCCGGUGAUACUGAGAACGUCCAUUAUAAAGAGGCCAAAACCGUAUUGUCGAAAAGUGGUGGAGGUGAUUUUGUUAACCAUGAACGUAUGCAGUGUUAA